This is a messenger RNA of Fusarium oxysporum Fo47, 1060 nucleotides long. RefSeq names its product HAD-like domain-containing protein. The transcript has 3 exons. Gene Ontology annotation, molecular function: phosphatase activity. The record is from RefSeq and is a predicted model, not a curated record. Bases 166 to 918 code for a protein of 250 amino acids. NCBI's taxonomy places the organism in Eukaryota, Fungi, Ascomycota, Sordariomycetes, Hypocreales, Nectriaceae.
CCGCCGUUUUCUUGCUCGGUCAUAUCUUCUCAACAACAUCGUCACUUUAGACUACAGUUCUAGAGACAUCCAAUUCACUCACUCUUUUCAUGAAACUGGAGUAGACUCCAAUAAGGAUCUUACUGAGUCAUAAAAAUACGCAAUAAUCCACUACAGACCGUCAUCAUGGCUUCCUCCGAUACCCCAGCUCUCAAGAACGAUCCCAAGUUCAUCUUCUUUACCGACUUUGACGGAACAGUCACCACCGCCGAUUCUAAUGACUACAUGACCGACAACCUUGGCUUCGGCGUUGAACGCCGUCGCCAACUUAACAAGGACGUUCUUUAUGGAAACAUGCAUUUCCGCGACAGCUUCGUUGAGAUGCUGGACAGCGUCAAGACCCCUUUCGACGAGUGCAUCCAGAUUCUUCUCAAGAACAUUAAGCUUGACCCUGGCUUCAAGGAGUUCUACGACUGGGCUCAGGAGAACAAUGUCCCCAUUGUCAUUCUCAGUGGCGGCAUGACCCCUGUCAUUCGAGCUCUACUGGACACUCUUCUGGGUCCUGGUUGGGAUAUUCAGAUUGUCAGCAACGAUGUGAAGGCUCGAGAGGGUAAGACUCUUAAGGAUGAGGGAGGCUGGCAAAUCGAGUUCCAUGAUGACAGUAUUCAUGGCCAUGACAAGUCUAUCGAGAUCCGAAAGUACUCUUCGCUUCCUAACCGACCUACCAUGUUCUACGCUGGUGAUGGUGUCUCUGAUCUCUCAGCCGCUAAGGAGACCGAUCUGCUGUUUGCCAAGGCCGACAAGGACCUUGUUACCUGGUGUGAGAACGAGAACGUUCCCUUCGUCACAUUCCGUGACUGGUCUAGCAUCACUCAGACUGUCAAGGACAUUGCGGCUGGUACCGUCUCUGUCAAGGAUGCUGCCCGUGGCCGUAUCUAAUCUGGUAUGAAUUAAUGACAUGAAAAGGGAGAAUAGGAAAUGGUAUCCAUGGCCAUUCAAAACAUAAAGGAUAGACUGGGUGCGAGCCAUCUACGGAGAUCACAUAGAUUCAUUAUAGAUUUGUGAAUAGACUUGGUCAGCC